UGUUAGAAGCUCCUCCUACGCAUCACCACUAAACUUGCGACCGGUUUUAGUAGCAGCAGAGGCCAUUACAAAGAAAGGUCUUUCUCUAUUAGCUUUUCUUACAAUAAAAAGACUAUUUUUGAUUAGUUUUAAGUGGAAGCCAGUUGGCCAUGCCCGAAACGUCUCGUGAGUGUGUUGUGAUACUACCUGAUGACACGCAGAUCACAAUACCAGUACAGCCUGCUCUGCAAGCUGGAGAUCUCCUCAACAUGGCAGCAUCUCACUGUAAAAUGAAAGAGAAGCAUUACUUUGGUCUCGUGACUGAGGGAGAUGGAUAUAGGAACUGGCUGGAGUUGGAUAAAGCUGUUUUAGAUCCAGCUCAGGAUUUACCAAAAGGAAAUGACCCCAUUAAACUACACUUUACUUUCAAAUAUUAUGUGGAUACUUAUGAAGAUCUUCAGGACCACACUACAGUUGAGAUGCUCUUUCUUCAGACGAGGAAGUUUAUUGAGAAGUCAGAGAUCAUCACUGAUGAGCAGACAGUGUACGAGUUGGCGGGACUGGUCAUGCGAGCUAACUACGGCUCGUUUACAAGUGAGGAAGAGGCCAGGAAGAUACUACAAGGCAUACCUAUAAUCCCUGCCUACAUAUUCCAGAAACAAAGUGUCAAAGGAUGUGAGGAUUGUAUUUUGCGCUAUUACAAAUUGUGUCCUGAUAAUUUGUCGCGUGGUGAGGCCAUCUUUCGCUAUUUGGAGAUUGUCCAAAGUUUGCCUAUGUAUUCCUAUCAUUACUUUGAAGUCAAAGAUAAGAACAAUGUUCCCUUGUGGUUGGGGGUUGGUACUAAUGGCAUCGUUCAGUGCUACCUGGAUAACAGGAAUGAGCCCAUUGCUCAUUAUCAAUGGAUGAACUUACAAAAUAUUUAUUAUAAAGAUAAGAAAUUCUCUGUAGAGGUUUACACUAAUUCAAGGUCUCCUAGAAAAACCUAUCAGUCAAACUCAGUGGCGCUGUUAGCUUGGUAUGGCAAGAAUCCAAAGGUUGUAGUAGCUAUUUGGAAGAUGGUCCGCGAUCAGCACAUGUUCUAUCGUUCUAAAAGGAGUGCCAAAUCAACUGAUUUCCAUACUGGUGACCUUGAUGAAGCCAAACCUAACAUGACGAUGACCGAAAUACUACGUCACCUCAAUCGCAAGCAUCGUCACGGUGGCAGCAUAUCUCCGAGUAGCAGUCACUCUAGUCUCAGUAUCGAGUCUGCCAAGUCCAAUCAAGCCACAGGUGGUGGGUGGGAUGACCAUACGUUGCAUGAUACUCACAUUACACUUUGUUUUCCCAUAGCAUCAGCUGAAGCUGUCGCUGCUGCUAAGAAAGCUCAGCAAGAGAUGUACGGUGCUCUGUCGACUACUAGAGAUGAGCUUGUUGAUAAGUUAGAAAAGAAACUCACGGCAUAUAAGGAUCUUUUACUGAAAGAAAUGCAAAUAACUGGCGUACCACCUGAAGGAUUAACUGCCGAAGAAAUUGAAAAAAUGAGAACAAAGUUUGGAAUAAAUUUUAAAUUUUCUAAAUUCGUACUGGACAGAGGAGAAUCCGUGGGUGAAGGUGAUGCUAUAGAGGAGCUAGAAAAGCAGUUAGAAGUUCAGUCAGCUAUCAUUGAAGCAAGCAGGACGUUAGUCGAUCAAGCUAAAUCCCGUGCUAUGAAGAAGGAUCGCAAGAAAGAAGUAAAACGUGCAGAAGAUAAGUAUCAGAAGCUAGAGGAUAGGCUAGUCGAGCUAAAGAGAUCCCAAAGGAGACCCUAUCCUUAUGAUUCAAGAUAUGACUCUCCUGGUUUUUCUCUUCCACCUCCAAACACUACCGGGUCUUCAACCAGGCGAUCUGUCAGACACACUUCGCCUAGCAACUCAACUUCAACCGUAGACGAUUCGUAUUUGGCAAAGAUGAUAUUUGACGAUUCGCCGCAGCAAUUCUCACCUCUUAUCACUAAUCAAAAAGCGUCUCUACACAAAAGCACUUCGGCACUUCACGACGUGACAGAAAUGCCCCGCCCUUCCUCUCCCCCCUCCACCCACCGCCAGCUAUCGGGAUCUAGAUCAGCAGCUUAUCACGGACACAGCCCUUACCUCCCUCCUGGGGACAGGUCCCAUCACUCAAGCUACAUGUCUGAUCUUAACGACUCGUUUAUCGGGACCGAUCAGCAGCAGAGGUCACCGCGUACUAGCGUCACGUCUUUUGGCUCGGGGAGGUAUGACCCUGAUGCACUGCGUGGCGGUAGUCUCGCCGCUGAUGACAUCAGUCAUCAUUACUCGCGCAAUAAACAGAGCAGCCCCAUACAUGGCCGCCUCUCUCUUGAUAAUCGCAGUCCUGGCGGUCCUUAUUACAACCAGCACCAGUUGCGGUCGUCUCCGGAGUUGAUGAAUUCUCCGUCUCAUCGCUCGUCUUAUCGUUCUUCUGCCGGUCUCUUUAGUCCUGAGCCACCUCAUUUGGCGACUGGAGCUAGGUCCAGGCCACAGUCCUCUCAUUCUACUGGUACGCCUCCCCCUCAGGGGAUUGAGUAUCAUAGUCAGAGAGGAGGUAUUCGUAAUAAUAGAGAGAUGGAUUUACAGGAAGCACUGCUGAUGGAUCAAGAUGAAGGGACACUUGUUUAAUUUUAGAAUUAUAAUGAUAAUAAUAAGUACUACACACUCUGUCUCUCUUUUCUCUACACAUUCAGCUAUUGUACUAUAUUCGAUGUAGACUGUAUGUUUACUUUUGUGUCAAUGAUAGUUGUGAAGGGACUAACAUUAUUAUUGUUAAUUUUA
Molecule: messenger RNA, 2765 nt
Organism: Amphimedon queenslandica
Lineage: Eukaryota; Metazoa; Porifera; Demospongiae; Haplosclerida; Niphatidae
Product: FERM domain-containing protein 4A-like
Exons: 15
Coding region: 150-2612 (820 amino acids)
Biological process (GO): establishment of epithelial cell polarity
Cellular component (GO): cytoskeleton
Source: RefSeq, a predicted model, not a curated record